Molecule: messenger RNA, 1475 nt
Organism: Branchiostoma belcheri (Belcher's lancelet)
Lineage: Eukaryota; Metazoa; Chordata; Leptocardii; Amphioxiformes; Branchiostomatidae
Product: glutathione S-transferase 1-like
Exons: 6
Coding region: 157-762 (201 amino acids)
Biological process (GO): glutathione metabolic process
Molecular function (GO): glutathione transferase activity
Source: RefSeq, a predicted model, not a curated record
AUGGUAUCUCCCCCUCACACAAGCGUGACCUCUCUUCAAAAGAAGUGCUGUGUCACCCUGAAGCACUAUUUGCACGACCGCAGGUUUGGAGAUACACGCAUUCGGAGACCUCGUCAGUAGUAGUUUCACUCUUGUCGUAGUUCUGAAGACUCUAGGAUGGCCCCUAAGUACAAGCUGACGUAUUUUAACGCCCGAGGGCGUGCGGAGCCGGCCAGACUGUUGUUCGUAGCCGCCGAUGUGGAGUUCGAGGACGUACGGGUCACAUUUGAGGAAUGGCCGGCACUCAAAGAGACGACUCCUAUGGGAGGGCUGCCAACACUGGAGGUUGACGGAGUGACGCUGUGUCAGAGCUUGGCGAUAGCUCGUUUCGUGGCCCGAGAUGUGGGACUGGCGGGUAAGUCUAACCUGGAGCAGGCGCAGGCAGACAUGUACGUGGAUGAGAUAAAUGAGGUCCUGCCGAAGAUGGGCGGCCUCAUGUUCAUAACCGACGAAGCUGUGAAGGCAGAGAAGAUGAAGGAGCUUGAUGAGAUGAUCGUCACCAAAUAUAGCAAACUGGAGAAACUCAUCGGGUCCACCGGAUAUAUGGUCGGCAACAGGAUACUGUGGUGCGACCUGGUGUUCUUCAACAUCGCCUUUAACGUGGAGAACUACAAACCGGGAACCCUGGAGAACUACCCCAAACUGGCCAAGGUGGUGGAGAACGUCAAACUCAACUCCCGCAUCGCAGCGUACCUCGCCGGGCGACCGGAAACCCCGUUCUAGUCAGAAAAAAAGAAAACAAUUUUUCGUACGACGUGGCAAUAUGUAAUGUUUAACAUACGGAGUUAGUGAACUUAGUUUUUUUUAUCCAGAGAGCAACAAUUAGAAUGAGGAUAUUGUUGGAAUAAUACAGGAGAUAUCUGUAAGAUCUACCAUACAACGUUGGAUACACAAAUUUAAGGUAAAACAAAAAUGCAAUGUAUAACAUACGGAGUUAGUGAAACUAGUUUUUCAUGCAGAGAAAAACAAUUAAACUGAGCAUAAUGUUGGAAUAAUACAGAGAUAGCCGGAAGGUGUCAUAUACAACUUUGGAUACACAAAGGUAAAUACUGAUUCUAAAAGUAAACUAAAGCAGUCAUCCUCCAAUGAGGUGAAGCAUGAUGAUUUUUCUAGAAGCUCUAUCUAUAUGGUGCAAUGUGGAUUCGCUACAUCUUGCGUUUAAACCAGCUUUUAUUUGAUAAAGGAAAUGGUUGUUUUCGGCAUAGUCAUUUAUAUAGUAUAGAAUUUCAAUAUUUCCACACUUCUACCUCGGUAGGAUCGGCUAAUGUCAUACUAAAAUAUCAUAUUUUCAAACAAGAGGAGUCCCUAUGUUUUGUUUAUACUACAUAUACGCACUGCGAUCUGCAUGGGAGUCGUUCUAUGGAUGGUGACACUAUCUUUACUCUAUCGACAAGUCAGUCUUUCAAAACAGGAGAAUAAAAAUAUAUUCCAGUAAA